AUGAUCUGGCGGCGUAGUCGACCACUAGGACGCCUUUAUCACAUCCGACCCCUAGUAACCCGUCACAUCCGCACUCAACCUACAGUUGAACCUGGACAGCUCCACGAAAAUGGCGACCAAAAUAGUCAUAUCCCAAGUAUGGGACUCGCCACUCCUCGUGAGCUUGUGGAAUAUCUGAACCAAUUCAUUGUUGGGCAAGAGAAUGCGAAGAAAGUUCUCUCUGUAGCAGUAUAUAACCAUUACAAUCGUGUUCGAGCAAACCUUGCGUUCGAAGCCGAUGAGAUCGAAACAAACAACACAAGGGACGUGCCCCCUGACUCACGAUCUGGCGUUGCAUCUGCUCGCAUACGUCCUUUGCGGAAGCAGGCUUCACCACUAUCACUAUCAGCUCGUCGGAUGGUUCCUCUCUUCGAGAAAAGUAACGUUUUGGUGAUCGGUCCAACUGGUUCUGGCAAAACAUUAUUGGCCAAGACCCUCGCUAAAGUUUUAGAUGUUCCCUUCUCUGUUAGUGACGCUACGUCAUUUACGCAGGCGGGAUAUGUCGGAGAGGACGCUGAUAUGGCGAUUCAGCGCCUAUUACAAGCUGCUAAUUGGAAUCCAUUACAAGCGAGCAUGGGAAUCAUAUACAUCGACGAGAUUGACAAAAUUGCGAGAAAAUCAAGCACAGGCACUGAGGGCUCUCGCGACGUGGGUGGUGAGGGUGUUCAACAAGCCCUUCUUAGAAUGAUGGAGGGCUCUGUGGUAACCGUUCAGGCCAAAGGGGCGGUGUAUGCCGAAGCCGCGCCUUCUGGAGGUGAAGGACAUUCCCGGAGCGGCCAACGUCCAUCUCAAGCGACACCUAAACCCGACACUUACCAAAUUGACACGUCAAACGUUUUAUUCAUUUUGAGUGGUGCUUUUGUUGGCCUCGACAAAGUCAUCAAACAGCGAGUAGCGAAAGGAUCGAUUGGUUUUACCGCAAAUUUGACGUCGACUGAUGGUGACGGCCCCCUACCGUUCUUCACCCCAAAUCGCAAGACUCAGCAUAAUAUCCUAGACUUGGUUGAGACGAGUGAUCUCGUUAAAUAUGGGUUUAUCCCAGAGUUCAUCUCCCGUCUACCAUCUAUCACUGCGUUGUCUCCGCUCACUGUUUCGGAUCUGAAGCGAAUCUUGACCGAGGUGAAAGGAUCGUUAAUGUCGCAGUAUCAGUCCCUCUUUGGAUACUCCGGAGUGGAGAUCAGGUUUACAAGUGCAGCGUUGGAUGAAAUAUGUCAGAAGGCGUUUGAUCGAGGUGGUGGGGCUCGUGGGCUGAGAGGUAUAAUGGAAUCCCUUUUACUCGAACCUAUGUAUGAAGUGCCUGGCUCUGACAUUUGUCACGUCCUAAUCACAGAGGAUGUGGUGAAAGGGACGGGAUCUCCUGGGUACUGGCGGAGAGGCGAAGGCGUUGCAUUCUGGGAAGCUUGGGCAAUGCAAGAGGCCUCCUAUAACCAGCGAUGA
Molecule: messenger RNA, 1476 nt
Organism: Laccaria bicolor S238N-H82
Lineage: Eukaryota; Fungi; Basidiomycota; Agaricomycetes; Agaricales; Hydnangiaceae
Exons: 17
Coding region: 1-1476 (491 amino acids)
Biological process (GO): proteolysis; protein folding; protein catabolic process
Cellular component (GO): mitochondrial matrix
Molecular function (GO): ATP-dependent protein folding chaperone; ATP hydrolysis activity; ATP binding
Source: RefSeq, a predicted model, not a curated record